Messenger RNA from Erinaceus europaeus (western European hedgehog), 845 nucleotides. RefSeq names its product fatty acid binding protein 7 (gene FABP7). The coding region runs from base 151 to 549 and encodes 132 amino acids. The transcript has 4 exons. Lineage: Eukaryota; Metazoa; Chordata; Mammalia; Eulipotyphla; Erinaceidae. Gene Ontology annotation, biological process: fatty acid transport. Gene Ontology annotation, cellular component: cytosol; nucleus. The record is from RefSeq and is a predicted model, not a curated record. Gene Ontology annotation, molecular function: fatty acid binding.
UCUGGCUUUUUGCCCGCCUCUUUUCUAAUAAGAAGGCAGGGAACAACUGAUGUGCACAAGGGUCUACUGAAUUGCAGUAGCAAGAAGACUGAAGGAUUCUUGCUCAUCUCCUAUCUGUUUUUGAAGAUAACAGGGGAAAAAAAAUCAAAUAUGGUGGAGGCUUUCUGUGCAACCUGGAAGCUGACAGACAGUCAGAACUUUGAUGAGUACAUGAAAGCUCUAGGUGUUGGUUUUGCUACUAGACAAGUGGGCAAUGUCACUAAACCAACGGUCAUCAUCUGCCAGGAGGGAGAUAAAGUAGUGAUCAGAACUCAAAGCACAUUCAAAAACACUGAGAUUAGUUUUCAUCUGGGAGAAGAGUUUGAUGAAACCACUGCAGAUGACAGAAACUGUAAGUCUGUUGUUAGCCUGGAAGGAGAUAAACUUCUUCAUGUUCAGAAAUGGGAUGGCAAAGAAACCAGUUUUGUACGAGAAAUUAAGGAUGGCAAGAUGGUUAUGACUCUUACUUUUGGUGAUGUGGUUGCUGUUCGCCACUAUGAGAAGGCAUAGAAAGCUUCCUGACCCAGUGCUGGAAAAAUGCUACAAUUUUUCUGCUUAUUCAAAUCUCAGUACUAUCUGUUAUCACAGCAUGAUGACUCAUCACUAAUUAGAAGUUCAUCCAUGGUGUGGGAAAGGAAACCAACAAUUAAAAUUUUAUUAAUCCAGGCAACUAGACCAAUUUUAUCUGCAAAUAUAUCCUGUUUUAUAAAUUACAAUUUUAAACUACGAAUAUCAACUUGAACCGUGGAUAUAUUUGUAAUUUUUUUUGGAAUGGAUAUCAAAUUGGAAUAAAAAUAUUAAACCAA